Molecule: messenger RNA, 2904 nt
Organism: Triplophysa rosa
Lineage: Eukaryota; Metazoa; Chordata; Actinopteri; Cypriniformes; Nemacheilidae
Product: tumor necrosis factor receptor superfamily member 1A
Exons: 10
Coding region: 931-2076 (381 amino acids)
Biological process (GO): inflammatory response; signal transduction
Cellular component (GO): signaling receptor complex; mitochondrion; membrane raft
Molecular function (GO): tumor necrosis factor binding; tumor necrosis factor receptor activity
Source: RefSeq, a predicted model, not a curated record
CACUGUAACACGGUCACUGUAAAGUAAAGUGUAACCAUCUAUUUUAAUGGACACUUGUGUUACCAUGUAGGAUCAUUUAUGAACUUUAAACUUUUGGGGUCCCCUGAUGUGAUUUUGCCUUCGCUUCAUAGGCAGCAACUAAAAUGGUUUAUUUUGGUCACGAUUUAAAACUACUCACUAAUUACCUGAUAGUGUUUUAGUCACCAUGUGGUUAUCAUUCUUAAUUUCCGAGUGGUUUACUCAGUGUGAAAGUAAAAUUACGGAUGCAGACCAAUACAGAGACCUUGGUCUAUAUGCAUCUAGCUAGCUAGACCAAGAUGACCAUCAGUGGUCUUGUGGCCAUGUAAAUCUAUCAUUUUUGCUUUGCUACAGUAGAACAAUAAACAUUUAAGUGGUAGAAUUUCAUUGUAAUAUUGAUGUCUCACCUAAAUAUGCAACACAAUAAAAAAGUGUAGAUGGUUCUUGUUCCCCACUGGAUGUCACUGUUUCAACUUGUGUAGUGUGUUCUUUCAGUGUUUAAUCAUUAUGUUGUUGUUUUUACUAUUGUUAAUGCAAAGGUAAUAUAGAAUGCACAUAAGCAAGAUCAGAUGAAUUGUAUUUACUUUAUAUGACAUACAGUAUACUGUAAAUGAAACCUGUACACAGCCAUAGCAUGUUGAGGUUAUUGGUGUGAUGUGUUUUCCUGUUUCUCAUCACUCACAUUUCCUUGUAUCUUCCACUUAAAGCUUUCUGGUUUGCUGACUUAACUUCCUGUCUAAGCAGAUGCUGUGUGAGAGUGAGACAGAAGGUAAAUGCCACAGAUGCUGACAUGUAGUAGAUUUGGAUUAUUCCAUGUCUGUAUCAGGUUAUAAAUCUGCAAAAUCCAAUGCUGUUUUUUUCUCGUAAUAAUCAUUAUUAAUUCCUGAGUUGAAACUAAACCACUAUUUGAUCAUGACUGUGUCUACAUUGUGUCUUAAAUUGAUAUUCAUACUAUCUGUAAACUCUCAAUGCCAAAGUAACAACAUGCUUGCCUGUCCAGCAGGAUCUUACUUAAACGGAGAUAAAUGUAAUUUGUGUAGGAAUGGUACUUAUACAAAGUUAAGAAAUGCAGUGCCUUAUUGUAUGGAUUGCAUAUCAUGUGAUAUUGGUGCUGAUCAAAUAGAAGUUCUACCCUGUACAUCAACACAAAACAGAGAGUGCGGAUGUAAACCUGGAUAUUAUAAAAUCAGUGAAACUUCAUCUUCAUUUUUUUGUAAAUCUUGUGAAGAGUGUCGGAACUGCAAAGAAUGUAUGAGCUGUGGAGAUCAAUGCAAUCAACAAAACAGAUUUACAACCACAACAUCCAUUUGUAAGGAUGGCUAUUUUCUGGUUGACGGACAGUGCCAGGAGUGUACAAAAUCUGGCUGUAAGAGCGAGGCAUGUAAAUCAUUUUGUAUUAAACAAGAUGUGCCAUCUCAUCCUGACCCGCUCUUGCUGUUGUCUUUGAUAAUCGUGGUCAUGUUGGGUGUCCUUCUGAGUCUUCUCCCCAUAUGGUUCUGCAAACGGAGAAGGUUUUGCUGGCAAGCGAAAAACUGGCUUGUUGGCAUUCAGGUUCAACCAGAUCAACCUAAUGACUUGUUCGAUGUUCCUUCAACAAUGGUGAAAGAUAACUCAGCCUUCAAACCUUCCUCUGGAGAUCCAGCGACCAGCCAUCCACACAGCCUCUUUAAUGGAGAUCUGCAGAGCAUCAUGACCCCCUUGAUUGCAAAAGGAGACCCAAAAUUGAUGCAGAUACUGCAGAAGGAGUUGUGGCCAGCACCAGUGCUUUACACUAUCGUAAGAGAGAUCCCCGUGCAACGUUGGAAGGAGUUUUUGCGACUGCUUUCUGUGUCCGAUGACCAGAUAGAACGAGUUGAACUGGAGGCAGGCCCGUCCUAUUUAGAAAAGCAGUACAUGAUGCUUCGUCUGUGGAGCCAGAGCGGCGGCGCAAAGCAAGAGAACAUUUAUUCAACGUUACACUACAUGAACCUGUCAGGCUGUGCUCAGAAACUGCAAGAAAAGUUGGAGCAACUACAGCUUUCAAAGUUUGAAAUUUUGAGCUUAUCUCCUCAUGUUUGAGAGCUACAUUUGAUUCGUUUUUUUUCACAUAGAUGUUAGCACAUACUGUAGAUGUUGUGCUAUUGACAGGUCACUCAUACGUUAUUUGACGCUAUUCUAAUGUGAUGUUUCAUCAGUUCUUUGUAUUAAGUGAUAAUAAUCGUUGUGUCAGGUAAUAUCACAGAACUGUAAUGGUAACUGAAUGGUUCAAAGUUUGAGACGAUAAGCAAAAACAUUGUAAGAAAUAAAUGUCUGUAUUUUUAUACUACUAUAGACUAAUGGUUUUCAGGAUAACACAGGUGCUUAACGGUUAUCAUUCACAUUGAACGUAUCUAUGAAUAUCUUAUGUAAGUAUUGCAUACUCACCACCGGGAUGGAUUACUGACAGGGCCAAUGGGGCCAGUACCCAGGGGCCCUUGACUACCAUGAGCCCGAGGGGGCCCUGGGCUUCAAGGUUGCACCAUCCAGUUUGGUACAGAGCACCCAACAACAAUGAAAACAAAUGUUUAUCUUUGUUUAAUAUAUGGGUCCCAUAGCCUAUACAAGGCCUCUGUGGAUACCCCGUAAAAAAUGAAAUGAUCAACAAAUCAUGGCAACAUGUUUUUAUGUUACUUUACUUAUUAAAUUAAAUGUGACUUAUUAAAAAUGAACUUAAUGAUUAAAUUACAGCACAUUUAAAUAGCAUUUUCGGAAUCUUUUGCUUGAUGAUUUGAUGUUUACAGACAUGUGUCACAGGGGCAUUUUAUGGUGAAAAAUAUUUUUUUAUUUAUGUGAUGCAUUAAAUACGUGUAUGUUUGACAGUUAAUUAAAGACGUGUUUCACACGCCUUAAUUUGGUCCAUUCUUGAUU